Messenger RNA from Suillus fuscotomentosus, 2178 nucleotides. RefSeq lists its product as uncharacterized. The transcript has 6 exons. Bases 1 to 2178 code for a protein of 725 amino acids. NCBI's taxonomy places the organism in Eukaryota, Fungi, Basidiomycota, Agaricomycetes, Boletales, Suillaceae. The record is from RefSeq and is a predicted model, not a curated record.
AUGGACGUUAUGGAUAUAGUCCGAUGUUUCAUGGUCAACUCCUUCUUUUCAACACUUGGUCGUGAAAUCAUCAACGGACGGCUCAACUACAUUUUGGAUCAUAUAGUCGGUUCUAAAAGUCGGCAUCUUCAUGCCACUCUCGAUUCUACGCACUCCAUCCUCCUUGUCAGCGCUAUGGUGGACAUCUUGUUGUAUGGCACAUCAUCCAUUCUUCAACAUGAACUACGUAUCGCCACUCCUAACUAUGCAAAAGAGGUCAUUGCCGAGUUUUUCAGAGACCUCAGUUUCAUCGUAGACAAAACACCUACCUUUUAUAUGCCUCCUUCGGUCAUAUGUGUGUACGAUCAUGCCUACAUUCAAAAGGAUGGCAAAAAAGUGGUAUUAAUCAAUAGCCCAACAGAUUCUGUGAUGCCAGUCGUAUUGGCCCAUCAUUCAUCUAUGGAUUGCAUGUUCUUGGCAACCGGCGGUCUGUUUUUAGGUUAUCCUGAACUCAUGGACAGCACGACCACAUUAUUGCCACUAGCUCAUCCUCGUGGUUCUCUUACAUCGUAUAUGGAACAUCGUAGUGCUGGCGCGCGUGUCACUUCUUGCGCUCAUCCGCUUCCAUUCAGUUCUAUGGCUAUCGAACUCAGCUUAUCCUCUACUCAGCUAUUUGAAUCUUCCCUUCUAGCCGUCAUAUUGCUAGCUCUAUUCCUCAAUGCCUUUACCCGAAUUGCUACUGAGGGUAGAGUCUCUCAUCUGCUAUUUAACCACCAAGCUGCUCUUAUUGUGCAAUGGGAUGAAGACUUCUCAGUCGCAUCGUUACACAUGGUGCUCGGUUCACCGAAUUCAUGCAAGCUAAUAGCCAUCAAUCUCAGUCUUCUAGACUUGCACAAUCUUUCAAAAACCUGCAAGACAAUGUGCCGUAUCGUGGCAACCAUACACAAUGAAGCCUAUCUGGAUCUACUGAGGCCAUAUGCUGGAGACGGGUUAGAUGACUUUGAAGCCACGAUUGCCCAUAGUGGAGGAGUGAUCAUCAGAUGGGGCGCGCUCUCGUUGAUUCUACAUCCUAACUCCUGGAAAGUGAACAACUUGAACAUUGUAGUCCCUAGAGGCGCUGUCGACAAAUUACAGCACUGGUUACUUCACCAUGUUUUUGGUACGCAACCACUCCAUAUGAUGUCUAAUGCUCCCUCGAUGCGGAACUUUGUGAACUCCCAUCAGACACUGUACAAAUGCUCAACUCCAGAUCUCUUGAUCAAUCUGACAGAGAGUGUGGACGACACGGUCAUCAGUGUGGUCUUAGCAGGUCGCAGCACUAUGGAAAUGUCAUAUGUGACUCCUGGUGGCAUUUUCUGCUCUCAUCCACGUCUCACAUUGGAUCAUGUUGUAUGCCCUGGAUUUUUGUCAAAAGAUGAGAAGAUGAUACAAGAUGAAAUCGAGUGGUACACGGAUAUGGGCUUAUUAUAUGGUGAAGCGACUGCAGUGCGGGAAGGCGAGUGUCAUCAUGAUUGUCCGACCCUUUGGCGCAAUGUGAAUGACACAAAACAAGUCCUACUCAUUGAUUGGACCAUCAACCAAGGUGCUCUCGAUAAACAUAGCCCUUUAUGGCAUACAAACGGCCAACAUCACUACUGGCGACUAAAUCAGUCUUGUCAUAAUUCACACUGCUCCUUCCGACUGCACACUUCCGAACUGCUGUUGUACAGUCCAGCAGACUAUGAAGAUAUCCUACGUGCUAAAGUUAGCAUGGCCGUAAAUCCAUUGCUCGGAGGUGGACACAGGGGCGUUCUUUAUGCGACUAGCUGUGGCUGUCCCAUCUUAGUGCCCGUUACGCUCAUGAUUGAGAUGCAUGAGUUAAUGAAAACAGAUCACCUCUUCACGGAGCCUUGGGUGAAUGAAUUUGGUCGAGAUGCUAAUCAGACGCCUCUACCCUUCCGCCUUGUCGUGUGCCACGAGAAUCACACACAAAGCCGGAAGAACUAUCUGUUGUCAGCUCUUGGGAAUGAUAUUGCAGGUUUCGGGAAGAUAUUCAUGCCAUAUGGCAAUAUCUUGGUACUCAAGAUGCAGGCAGACAAUCCUGGAGAGGUCAUGGAUGUCAACCCAUCAGACAUGGAACUUAUUAUGAAUAUUGUACUGAGCAUGUAUCGUACCAGAGCAUUACAAGGAGUGAAAGUCGAGAUCGAGUCUGCAUGGUAA